AUGAGUGUAUGUGCAGCUCCUACAUGUGGUAAAGAAACCGACUCUCAAUUAAAAUGUCCUGUAUGUUUAAAAGAAGGAAUCUCCAAUGUAUUUUGUAAUCAAAAUUGUUUCCGUUCAAGUUGGACCAAUCAUAAAUCAAUUCAUAAAGCAGAAGAUGGUAAUGAAGAAUAUAAUCCAUUUCCUAAUUUUACCUUCUCGGGUGAUUUAAGACCUCAUUAUCCAUUGACUCCAAGAAGAGCAAUUCCUAAACAUAUCAAAUUACCUGAUUAUGCUGGUAAUGGUAGACCAAUUAGUGAGAUUAAAAAUGAUCGAUUAGGUAAAAUCCCAGUAUAUAGUGGUAAAGAUAUUGACAAGAUUAGAAAAGUGGCCAAGAUAUCAAGAGAAAUUUUGGAUAUUACUGCCGGUCAUAUUAAACCUGGGAUUACCACUGAUGAAUUAGAUGCAAUUUUACAUAAAGAAUGUAUUAAAAGAAAUGCAUAUCCUUCACCUUUGAAUUAUUAUAAUUUCCCUAAAUCAUUUUGUACUUCUAUAAAUGAAGUUAUUUGUCAUGGUAUUCCCGAUAAGACAAAAUUACAAGAUGGUGAUAUUAUUAAUUUAGAUGUUACCAUUUAUUAUUUAGGUUUCCAUUCUGAUCUUAAUGAAACUUAUUAUGUUGGUGAUAAAGCAAAAGCCAACCCCGAUAUUGUAAGAUUGGUUGAAACAACAAGAGAAGCCCUUGACUUGGCUAUUGCUUAUGUGAAACCGGGAAUUGCAUUCAGAGAAUUAGGUAAUAUAAUUGAAGCCCAUGCAUCCAAAAACAAUUGUUCAGUUGUAAGAACUUUCUGCGGACAUGGCUGUGGAGAAUUAUUUCAUUGUCAACCAAAUAUUCCUCAUUAUGCCAAGAAUAAAGCUGUUGGUAUAGCUAAGCCAGGUAUGGUUUUCACUAUUGAACCAAUGCUUAAUUUGGGAACUUAUAAGGAUUUACAAUGGCCUGAUAAUUGGACGGCGGUUACACAAGAUGGGAAACCAUCGGCUCAAUUCGAACAUAUGUUGUUGGUGACUGAAGAUGGGGUUGAAGUAUUGACUGCAAGAACAGAAACUUCUCCUGGUGGUCCAAUACCUAGAAUUUAG
This is a messenger RNA of Hemisphaericaspora subhashii, 1110 nucleotides long. Its product is annotated as methionine aminopeptidase. The record is from RefSeq and is a predicted model, not a curated record. Gene Ontology annotation, molecular function: metalloaminopeptidase activity. Bases 1 to 1110 code for a protein of 369 amino acids. NCBI's taxonomy places the organism in Eukaryota, Fungi, Ascomycota, Pichiomycetes, Serinales, Debaryomycetaceae. The transcript has a single exon. Gene Ontology annotation, biological process: proteolysis.